This is a messenger RNA of Pungitius pungitius (ninespine stickleback), 1331 nucleotides long. RefSeq names its product dual specificity phosphatase 29-like. Gene Ontology annotation, biological process: negative regulation of MAPK cascade; protein dephosphorylation. NCBI's taxonomy places the organism in Eukaryota, Metazoa, Chordata, Actinopteri, Perciformes, Gasterosteidae. Gene Ontology annotation, cellular component: cytoplasm. The record is from RefSeq and is a predicted model, not a curated record. The transcript has 4 exons. Gene Ontology annotation, molecular function: MAP kinase phosphatase activity; protein tyrosine/serine/threonine phosphatase activity. The coding region runs from base 159 to 779 and encodes 206 amino acids.
UCGAGUCUGCCAGAAUUAAACCCUCGCCAUGUUCUGCCUUUAAGGACCGCUUCACAACAAGCCGCCACAAUGACGAAAGCCAAAUUGACCAGCAGGAAAACCAAGGAUUUCAAUCUCUUGCUAAUAAAUCAUGUGUGAAAGGAAGCCACAGCAAGAAAAUGGCUUCUCACAAGUCAAAGACUGGAACCAAGAUAAAGGUUACAAAGGCAGCGAAGGCAUCCAGUCCAGUGGAUGAAUAUUUCACACCUGGGGGCUAUGAGCUGGAGAAAAUCCUAAACCGUGGGAGUGUGGUUUACACUCAUGUCAACGAGGUUUGGCCCAAUGUCUACAUCGGGGACGAGCAGACUGCGAAGGACAAGUGUAAUUUGAAGAGGUUGGGGAUUACACACAUCUUGAACGCAGCAGAGGGGACGUGGAACAACGUGGACACCGGAGCUGGUUACUACGGCGACAUGGACGUGGUCUACUACGGCGUGGUGGCAGAAGACGUCACGACCUUUAACCUCAGCCAGUAUUUCUUCUCUGCUGCUCAGUUCAUAGAAGAAACACUGAGCAUUCCGCAGAAUAAACUGCUGGUGCACUGCGUGAUGGGAAGGAGUCGAUCUGCCACACUUUUUCUGGCCUACCUGAUGAUCCAUGAAAACAUGACGGUGGUCGACGCCGUCGAGCACGUGAAGACUCGCAGGAGGAUCAUCCCCAACUGGGGCUUCCUGAAACAGCUGAGAGAGCUGGAUGUGCAGCUUCUGGAGAAAAGAGGAGUGGGCCCAGUGCAGAGCUGAGGGGAGCUUCAGGUCAACGGAGACAGAGUCAAGUCAUUGUGGACAAAUAAAACAGGUUGUUGGUCAAGUCGGUCUCUGGUAUACAAGAGCAGAUCUACGUCUAGGUUAUAAGUCAUUUGUCACUUCAAGAAACGUGAGACGAACCCCAUGUGAAUCUCCUGGAGUUACGUAACAAUUUGCAAGACAUCCGCUCUGAAUGGCUUCCAUGAAAAGGACAUUCUCUUUGACAUUGUAAGUUGCUUUGGAUAGAAGCAUCAGCUAAAUGACAUGUAAUGUAAUGAAUAACGUAUUUUCAUAUUAGGUGAGACCAAUUUAUUUUACUACAAAAGGUCUGAUAAUUAUCAAUCUCUGAGACAUGACUUGUUUUGCUUGCAAGUUUUUGUGAAAGGUCUGGUGUUCGGUGGAGGGGAUAAAGAUCUAGUUUGAAUAAAGUCAAUUAAUCUUUUUUACCUAUUUUAAUAUUUAAAUACUUCUUCAGAGAAUGACAAACUCAAAAUCGAUCAUGCCUCAGGCUCGUAAAUAUUUCAAAUUAAAAGGAGCACAAUCAAGUAC